Notolabrus celidotus (New Zealand spotty) is the source of this 6067-nucleotide messenger RNA. RefSeq names its product protein tyrosine phosphatase receptor type Ga (gene ptprga). The transcript has 28 exons. Gene Ontology annotation, molecular function: protein binding; protein tyrosine phosphatase activity. Bases 78 to 4211 code for a protein of 1377 amino acids. Gene Ontology annotation, biological process: protein dephosphorylation. NCBI's taxonomy places the organism in Eukaryota, Metazoa, Chordata, Actinopteri, Labriformes, Labridae. The record is from RefSeq and is a predicted model, not a curated record.
UGUUCUCCUCCCCUGCAGCGCUGACAGGAAGCCAAGCAGAGUCCCAAGCCCCUAUCCAAGGCCUUCGCAGUGCCACGAUGGGCGCAACACGACACCGGAGAGCCGCCACCGAGGAGAACUACUGGGCCUACUCAGGUAUAUACGGGCCAGACGAGGGAUGGCUGACAGCUUACCCAGAAUGCAGAGAGAGAAACCAGUCACCAGUCAACAUCGGUGACCAGGACGCAAAGGUGUCUACAGAGUAUCAGGAGCUGACACUGGAGGGCUUUGAUACUGAAUCCUCUAACAAGACGACGAUGAAGAAUACCGGCAAAACAGUGGCCAUUAUGUUGAAGGAUGAUUACUUUGUUCGGGGAGCAGGACUACCAGGGCGCUUCAAGGCUGAAAAAGUGGAGUUUCAUUGGGGCCCCAGCAACGGAUCUGAGGGCUCUGAACACAGCAUCAAUGGCCGGCGUUACCCCGUGGAGAUGCAGAUCUACAUGUACAACUCAGACGACUUCGACAGCCUCAGCGCAGCGCUCAGGGAAAAGAGGAUCAUCGCAGCAAUGGCUGUGUUUUUUCAGGUGGGAGGGAAGGACAAUCCAGCGGUUGACCCCAUCAUCCAUGGCCUGAAGGGUGUGGUCCAUCAUGAAAAAGAGACUGUCCUGGAGCCGUUCAUUCUGAAGGACCUGCUGCCGUCAUCGCUGGGAAGUUACUACCGCUACACCGGCUCUCUGACUACACCACCAUGCAGCAAGGUGGUGGAGUGGAUCAUCUUCAGCAGGCCUAUAUAUGUCUCCUACAAACAGUUGGAGGCUUUUUACUCGAUCUUCACCACGGAGCAGCAGGACCAUGUCAAGUCUGUGGAGUAUCUGCGAAGCAACUUCAGGCCUAUCCAGAGCCUGGACAACCGUCACGUCUACAAGUCAGCAGUGAAAGACGCCUGGAUGCCCGACCUGACUGACAGCGGCAGCGGGCCGUAUGGCACAGAGACAUCCAAAGUGUGCAGCAGUGCCCCCAUCAACAUGAAGGUGCAGCAUGUGAACAGCAGUGCUCUGGUGGUGCGCUGGGAUCGCCCGGAGGUCACUUAUCACCCGCCCAUCCUCUUCUUCCUGGUGUCCUACAGCUGGACGGCCCACGACGACAGCUACGAGGAGACGUACCUCACACCUGCUACGCACAAACUGGAGGCCAUCAUUUCUCCCGUCUCCCCUGACGUGCUCUACCUGUUUCGAGUCCAGGCCGCCUGUAUGAACGACAUGCGCAGUGACUUCAGCCAGAGCAUGCUCUUUAGAGCAAACACCACCAGGGUCUUUGAGGGGACGAGGAUCGUGAAGACUGGAAUGCCGACAGUGUCUCCAGCCUCCUCCGCUGACAUGGCUCCCAUUUCCUCUGGAUCCUCUACUUGGACCUCUUCUGGCAUCCCCUUCUCCUUUGUCUCAAUGGCGACUGGAAUCGGACCAUCCUCCAGUGGUAGUCAGGCGACGGUGGCCUCGGUAGUGACCAGCACUCUGCUGGCCGGCCUAGGCUUCAGCGGUGGAGUCAUCUCCUCCUUCCCCAGCUCUGUUUGGCCCAGCAGAGCCCCAACUCAUAACCCCACCUCCACCCGCCAGAGCAACGAACCCACCGAGCCCGCCAGAGACGCCACCACCUCUUCCUCCUCUGUCACGACAACCACAGCCAACGAUAACAGCGAAGCAGCAGGUGAGGACAAAGAUAACAGACAUGGUCAAGGAGAGGAUGGAGAGAGGGAAGGGGAGGAUAAGGAUGAAGAGGAGGAAGAUGAAGAAGAGAAAGAUGAGAAGAAAGGGAGGAAGAGAUCAAGAGGAGAAAGCAAGGAAGGGAGAAGGACUAUCGCAGCAGAGGAUGAGCCAACCAGGCAGACGCCGGACUCUACUGCAAAGGAGAAAGAAGAGACAGAACCAGAUCCAUCCGAACUGCUGCCUGUUGUCGACAAGGUGAUUACCCAUGAUCCUCUGGACUUGAACGCCACGACCGCCACAGAGGCAGCCACUGAAAUGGCAGCAUUCCCUGCACUGAAGGGCCCAGCAGCCACACUCAGACCCAGCUCAGGGGAGAAGAAGCACUGGCCUUUCUCCAUCCAUACCGAUCGUCCCACUGUCGUGACCAACCUGACCCAUCCGGUGAGGACCGGGCCUGGAGCGGGUCUGGGCCGUGUGGAGUGGCUGGUUCCUUUGGGCGUGGUUUCAGCUCUGACCUUCCUCUGUCUCGUUCUGCUGCUGGUUGUGCUUGUCUACUGGAGACGCUGUUUCCAGACAGCCCACUUCUAUGUGGAGGACAGCAGUUCACCCAGGGUGAUACCCAAUGAGACGAUCCCUGUCACCCCCAUCCCAGAUGACAUGGAGGCCAUUUCAGUCAAGCAGUUUAUGAAACACGUCUCCAAACUCUCCUCAAACAACCAUCAUGGAUACUCUGAAGAUUUUGAGGAGGUGCAGCGGUGCACUGCAGAUAUGAAGAUCACAUCAGAGCACUCCAACCACCCUGACAACAAGCACAAGAACAGAUACAUCAACAUCGUGGCCUAUGACCACAGCAGGGUGAAGCUGAGGCCACUGGCUGGGAAGGACUCCAAACACACUGACUACAUCAAUGCCAACUAUGUGGAUGGUUACAACAAGCCUCAAGCCUACAUCGCAGCCCAGGGACCUCUCAAGUCCACGUUUGAAGACUUUUGGCGGAUGGUGUGGGAGCAAAACACGGGCGUCAUCGUCAUGAUUACAAACCUUGUGGAGAAAGGACGAAGAAAAUGUGAUCAGUACUGGCCGACAGAGAACAGUGAAGAGUAUGGCAACAUGGUGGUGACGCUAAAGAGCACCAAAGUCCACGCCUGCUACACCGUUCGCUGCUUCACACUGAGGAACACAAAAGUAAAAAAAAGUGUGAAGGGGAACCCAAAGGCGCGAGCUCAGAGCGAACGAACUGUGCACCAGUUUCAUUACACCCAGUGGCCAGACAUGGGUGUGCCAGAGUACACGCUGCCCGUCCUCACCUUUGUCCGCAGGUCCUCAGCCGCCCAGAUGCCUGAUAUGGGCCCCAUGCUUGUCCACUGCAGUGCCGGAGUAGGUCGUACGGGGACAUACAUCGUCAUCGACAGCAUGCUGCGGCAGAUCAAGGACAAGAGCACGGUCAAUGUGCUAGGCUUCCUCAAACACAUACGAACCCAACGCAACUACCUGGUCCAGACUGAGGAGCAGUACAUCUUCAUCCACAAUGCCUUGAUCGAAGCCAUUUUGGGGAAGGAGACGGAAGUGUCGGCCAGCCAGCUUCACAGCUACUUCAGCAGCAUCUCCACACCCGGACACAGCGGAGGGACACGUCUGGACAAACAGUUCAAGUUGGUAACGCAGUGUAAUACCAGAUUCACAGAGUGCUUCAACGCUCAGAAGGACUGCAACAAGGAGAAAAAUCGAAACUCCUCCGUGGUGCCAUCGGAGCGAGCAAGGGUCGGCCUCGCACCUUUGCCUGGCAUCAAAGGCACCGACUACAUUAACGCCUCUUACAUCAUGGGUUACUACAGGAGUAAUGAGUUCAUCAUUACCCAGCAUCCUCUGCCUCACACCACAAAAGACUUCUGGAGAAUGAUCUGGGACCACAAUGCACAAAUCAUCGUUAUGCUGCCUGCCAACCAAGGACUGGCAGAGGAUGAGUUUGUGUACUGGCCCAGUCGGGAGGAGGCCAUGAACUGCGAGGCGUUCACUGUCACCCUCAUCAGUAAAGACCGUCUCUGUCUGUCCAAUGAGGAGCAGAUCAGCAUCCACGACUUCAUCCUGGAGGCCACACAGGAUGACUAUGUAUUAGAGGUUCGUCACUUUCAGUGCCCCAAGUGGCCGAACCCCGACGCACCCCUCAGCAGCACCUUCGAGCUCAUCAACGUCAUUAAAGAGGAGGCAGCCACCCGCGAUGGACCAACCAUCGUCCACGAUGAGUUAGGAGCAGUGUCAGCUGGCAUGCUAUGUGCCCUCACCACUCUGUCUCAGCAGCUGGAGAGCGAGGGCGCCGUAGACGUCUAUCAAGUGGCCAAGAUGAUUAACCUCAUGAGGCCAGGAGUCUUUACAUACACUGACCAGUACGAGUACUUAUACAAAGCUCUGCUCAGCCUCGUCGGCUCCAAGGACAACGGCUCGAGCCUUCUGUCCAGGGACAUUAACGUGACCAUGGGGUCCAUCUCUGACCAGUCUGACCAGGCUGAGAGCAUGGAGUCUCUGGUCUGAGAGAGACUCCAUUCUGGAGCUGAUCUGAGGGCGUCCUGCGGGUCCCUGCAGGAUCCGUGAGCCCACAAAGGAGGCACUUAACUUUGUAAAACGUCAAGGAACUAUUGUGGACAAGACUUUUUGAGGCCUUUUUUUGCCAGACUCUUGGUUAAAAUGAAUAACCUGAUUACUUUUUUACACUGAUAAAAAGUUUUUGAUAUUUAUUUUUUCGCCAUUUUAUGUCUUAAUGUUCUCCUACUGAAGGGUUUGCACCUGCAACUUUGAGUUUUUUUGUUUUUCACAACAGCGUGGAUAGGCAACGAGAAACACUUUUCUGUCUUUUCUUGUUUGCACUAUAUAAUGUCAGUGUUACUGCCUAUACUAAAGCUGACUCACUUGGCUUUCCUCAACUCCAGCUCUGAUUUUGUUUUUGACAUUCCACGGCUUUGGCCCCGAUUAAUCCGACUGCUUCUGUGAAGGACGUUGUUCUGCCUGACAGCUACAUGUUGAUUUCAGACAGUGGAUGGAGGAAGGCGUGAACUCUCUGCCUCAGUGACAAAAAACUGGUUGACUUCAGCUCAGUGUGACCUCCUCCGCCCUGCUCAUCUAUACUACUCACAUUUCCACUCAUUUACCACAAGAACCAAGAUGUUGGAGCAUUUUGCCACUGAAAACUAGCUCUUCUUUUCCAAUUUCUUUCCUCUUCCUCUUCUUUUUUUCUUUUCUUGCCUUGUUUCUUGUCACUCUCCCUCUUACUAGCGAGUCACACAUAUGUUAGAAUACCCAAGGUGGUGUAACAACUGCUACUGUGAAAUUUUACUAUUUCUUUGUAUAAUUCAUAUUAUGCUUUUUAAUAUAUGGAAAUACUGUAUGUAUACAUAUAUAAAUAUAUCCUUAUCAUAAUAACUUUGUGAUUUUUGUACAUGUCCUUUUGUGGCCUCCUGCCUCAGGCCGGUUAAUUUCCACCACAUCAGAUGGUUUACCACUCCAGUACUCACAGCUCAUUUCUAACCAUGUGAAAGUGGACUCCCUCAGUCCUACACUUACCUGUAUGCUGCUAUGUCAUGUGACCACUCACACACACGCAUGUUCACACACAGACAAACUCCACCAGUAGUGACUGAUGCUUAAAUUUGAAUCGUGAAACAACAUCAGAUGAUGCAACAACACAUCUUUCGACAUCCAUCUUUCCGGACAUUACUUUAUUUUCUGUUAAGUCAUUCUGAUGGAUUGACAGCCCUCAUGUGCUCCCAUGCACAUUAACAUAUAUCAUUACAGGGUUGUAUUAGUAUGAUCUGCAGACUCAAAAACAAGCUCUAUGCAACACAUGGGUUAGGUUUAGUAAUCUGAAACAGGGUUUAAAGCAGUGAGUGUCAAUCUGAUCCAGAUCUGAAGAGUCUCACCACUGAGCUGUUUGAUUUUUUUCAUGUAAUAAUUCAGUCAUUUAUUAAGCUGCUUUAAUGAUGUAUAGUAAAUGUUUGGUAGUUGUAUGUGGUUUAAGAAUGCAGUACAGGUCAAGAUACAUUGGCCCUAUAAUGGACCUAAAUUUGCAAAUUGGAGGCCUGCAGCCGUCACACCUGUGUGUCAUGUUCUCCUGAUGAAUCUCAACAAGUUGCAGUGUGUUUCCUGUGCACAGCCAUCUUUGUAAGAGCUGGAGUUUAUGGAGAAACAAGCUUACUAGAGAAAUUUUCUUACAGUGACACAGUCCCAAUCAUUGUCAUAUAACCAGCAUCAGCUGAUGCUACUGUGUUCAAGCUAACACCAACAGGAAUAUUUCAUGCUCAUAUGCUUCAUCUGAAAUGUUACUCAAAUGUUACCCUACUGUGAAAGGCUGCUGAAUUGUGUUGAAAGUAAAUGCAUUUGUUUUGUUUUUGCAG